GCGAAGCUUCAACGUCUAUCGCGAUGCAAGUUCCACUCAGUGAUGUCCAGGUCCUGCAGGAUCCUGCCGAUGCCGAGACUGUAGCCGGCGGCGACAAAGAGGAGACCUUUGCCCACAUGAAGGAGUGGAAGCGACAAUACAUGCGUGGGAUUUCGCACACUCCAUCACAGGCAGGAGUUUAUUACGAAGCUCUCAAAGGAUCCAGUCACUCCUUAGCUAAAGGAUCCCGCAACUUCCGGCCUGGUAGUAUGCGAAGAGUCCGCCGAAGGGCUGUUUUCAAAAAUGGCGACUGCAAUGUGGUGCAAAAACACUUACAGAGGCGCCGCGUCCGCUUCCUGCAGGACAUGUACACCACCAUGGUGGACUGGCAAUGGCGAUGGACACUCCUGGCCUUUGCUCUCAGUUUCAUACUUUCGUGGCUUUUCUUCGCGCUCAUCUGGUGGUUGAUUGUCUAUACGCACGGCGAUCUGGAGGAUCUGCAUCUGCCCGAUAACCAAGCGGAAACUGGCUGGGCACCUUGUGUGUCGGCUAUCGAUGGUUUCACCUCCUGCUUCCUGUUUUCUAUUGAAACUCAGCACACCAUCGGCUACGGUGUCCGCACCACGUCCCCUGAGUGCCCCGAAGCCAUUUUCAUGAUGUGCUUCCAGUCCAUUUACGGUGUAAUGUCAUCUGCCUUCAUGGCCGGAAUUGUGUUUGCCAAGAUGACGAGGGCUAAGCAGCGAGCUCAGACCCUACUGUUCUCCAAGCACGCGGUCAUUUGCCAGCGGGAUGGAUGCCUGUCCUUGAUGUUCCGGGUGGGUGACAUGCGAAAGUCACACAUCAUCGGGGCGGGAGUUAGGGCUCAAUUGAUUCGGACGAAGAGCACCAAGGAGGGCGAGGUGAUGACGCAAUACUUCACGGAAUUGGAGAUAGGCACCGAUGACUCCGGCUCCGACUUGUUCUUUAUCUGGCCCAUGGUGAUUGAGCACAAGAUUGAUGAGAACUCGCCACUCUACAACCUAAAUGCCACCGAUAUGCUGCAGGACAAGUUUGAGAUCGUGGUGAUACUUGAGGGCACAGUGGAAUCCACAGGUCAGAGCACCCAGGCCAGGUCUAGCUAUAUCAACACUGAGAUCCUGUGGGGCCAUCGUUUCGAUCCAGUGGUGCUGUAUAACAAGGACCUCCAGGCCUACGAGAUCGACUAUGCCAGAUUCAACGAAACCACCCAGGUGGAUACCCCCCUGUGCAGUGCCCGCGAGCUGAACGAGAUCUACAAGAUCCAGGAGGGCUUCCGCACACCAGCUUCCCCCUCGAUUCAUUCGGGGCACUCCACCAGCUGCAGUUCCGGCUAUCAGUCCCCUGGAAAACAGAACCGCCUCCGCUGGCAGCUCUCGCUGCCCUUGUAGUGCCCAACUUAGCCGCUAUGAGUGCCCCUACGAAAAUAAGUUAAUAAAUGCUUUAGUCUUGAGUCUACACCCAAAUUGCAUGUCCCUGGGAUUUCAUACAAAUGACACAUAAUUGCCGCGCUCGCUGGUAGCGGUUGCAAGUUGCAUUUCUGUUUCAGUUGGGUCCAACCCACUCAUUAGGCAUCAUUAAUAAUCUGGGGGUAUCAAUGCAAGAGGUGCCAAAAAACAAAAAUACCAAGCACACAC
Molecule: messenger RNA, 1631 nt
Organism: Drosophila bipectinata
Lineage: Eukaryota; Metazoa; Arthropoda; Insecta; Diptera; Drosophilidae
Gene: Irk2
Product: Inwardly rectifying potassium channel 2
Biological process (GO): regulation of monoatomic ion transmembrane transport; potassium ion import across plasma membrane
Cellular component (GO): plasma membrane
Molecular function (GO): inward rectifier potassium channel activity
Source: RefSeq, a predicted model, not a curated record